Molecule: messenger RNA, 1688 nt
Organism: Papilio machaon (common yellow swallowtail)
Lineage: Eukaryota; Metazoa; Arthropoda; Insecta; Lepidoptera; Papilionidae
Gene: TrpRS
Product: tryptophan--tRNA ligase, cytoplasmic
Exons: 9
Coding region: 161-1366 (401 amino acids)
Biological process (GO): tryptophanyl-tRNA aminoacylation
Cellular component (GO): cytoplasm
Molecular function (GO): ATP binding; tryptophan-tRNA ligase activity
Source: RefSeq, a predicted model, not a curated record
GGAGUGUCGGUCGGUAUUUCAUCAACGUUGCAAUUUGCUUGAAAUACUGAAUGCUAUUAAAUUUGGCUACGUUUAAUAAAAAGUGUAAUACUUAAUUUUAAUAAGUAAUUGUAAAUAAUAAUAAACAAAGUUAUCAGUCAUUUAUAUAUUAGUUUCAAAAAUGGUAGAUAAUCAAAUGAAUAACAUAUCGUUAAAAGAUGAAGAAGACGAUGUUGUAGACCCAUGGAAUGUCUCAACCAAAUCGGAAACCGGACUUGAUUAUGACAAACUAAUAAAAAGGUUUGGAAGUCAAAAAAUAGAUGAUGAACUCAUAGAAAAGUUUGAAAAAGUAACUGGGAAGAAAGCACAUCAGUUUCUCAGACGAGGAAUAUUCUUCUCUCACAGAGACUUGAACACUAUAUUGUCUCUACAUGAGUCUGGAAGGAAGUUUUAUUUAUAUACUGGCAGAGGCCCAUCAUCUGAAAGCAUGCACAUUGGUCACAUGAUACCAUUUAUGUUUACAAAAUGGCUGCAGGAUGUUUUCAAUGUACCUCUGAUUAUUCAGUUGACCGAUGAUGAGAAGGCGAUGUGGAGAGACAUCAAAGUUGAGGAUGCACGCAAGAUGGCACACAGCAACGCGAAGGAUAUUAUUGCUGUCGGCUUUGACCCAUCAAACACAUUUAUAUUUAAUGAUUUGGAUUUUAUUGGGCAGUGCCCAGCUUUCUACCAGAACAUGGUUAGGAUACAGAAGUGUGUGACCUUCAAUCAAGUCAAGGGUAUAUUUGGUUUUGGAGAGUCGGACGUUAUCGGCAAGAUAACAUUCCCCUCAAUAGAAGCAGCUCCGGCAUUCUCAACCACUUUCCCUUUUAUAUUCGGCGAUAAAGUUGUGCCGUGUUUGGUGCCGUGCGCGAUCGACCAGGACCCGUACUUCCGUAUGAGUCGCGAUGUGGCGGCGCGCCUCAAGCUGCCGAAGCCGGCGCUCAUACACAGCACCUUCCUGCCCGCACUGCAGGGCGCACAGCACAAGAUGUCCGCCAGCGACCCCAACGCUUCUAUAUUCCUUAAUGAUACUGCUAAACAAAUCAAGAACAAGAUAAACAAAUACGCGUUCUCUGGCGGACAGGCCACGGUAGAGGAGCACAGGGAGAAAGGCGGUAACACAGACGUUGACAUAUCCUUCAAGUAUCUCACCUUCUUCCUUGAAGACGACGAUUAUUUGGCAUCGAUUAAAAAAUCUUACGAAUCCGGAGAAAUGUUGACUGGAGAAUUGAAGAAAAUCGCGAUAGAUACAAUAACACCUAUCAUACAGGAGUACCAGGCGCGCAGAGCUAAGGUCACCGAUGACGUCAUGCAAGAGUUCUUCAAAAUCAGACAAAUUAAAGUAUAACCUCAAAAUGUAUGCUAUAUUUUAUUGUUGUAAAUAUAAGCGUAUUUGAAAAUGCAAUUUUUAUGGUAUAUGCGAUUCCUAUUUAAUGCUAUGUUUAACAUAUGAUUUAUUUAUUUUUAUUUAUCUGUGACAAUUUUUUUAUUAAUUAUUUUGAUAGAAGGAGUACCCGGAGAGCAUAAGCGUAAAUGUAUAGACAUCGAAAGAAAAAAAACAGUAAAUUUUAAUAGUUCCGGUUAUUUAAAUUUUUCGUUUUUUAUUGACAUUGUUAUGCUGUAGAAUUUUUGCUAUUGUUUAGCAAAAGGCGCGUAAAGUUUAAAAAUAU